Molecule: messenger RNA, 570 nt
Organism: Rhipicephalus sanguineus (brown dog tick)
Lineage: Eukaryota; Metazoa; Arthropoda; Arachnida; Ixodida; Ixodidae
Product: neprilysin-1-like
Exons: 3
Coding region: 1-570 (189 amino acids)
Biological process (GO): protein processing
Cellular component (GO): plasma membrane
Molecular function (GO): metalloendopeptidase activity
Source: RefSeq, a predicted model, not a curated record
AUGGAGAUUCCCGCAGGUGUGCUCCAGCAUCCGUUUUUUAAUGUCGAAGGUCCCCCUGCUUUGAACUAUGGCAGCGUUGGCAUGAUAAUUGGUCACGAGAUGAUGCACGGUUACGAUAAGGAUGGGACCGAGUACGACGCGGACGGCAUGCGCCGACAAUGGGCAACACCCGUGUUCCUGAAAAAGUACACAGAGAGGGAGAUGUGCGUGCGGGAGUCACACAGAGCUGUCGAAACGGCGAGAGCCCGGCAGGCUGCGCUCAACGACACCAUCGACUCGGAGAACGUAGCCGACUUGGUGGGCACCAGGCUUGCUCACGCGGCCUUCGCGUCCUUACCCCCUGCUGAGCGGAAUGUGAGGCUUCCGGGCCUCAACCUGACGGCGGAACAUCUCUUCUUCAUUGGGCACUGCGCGAAGUGGUGCCAGAGCCACCGUGUGAUUAGAGAAGACUACGCUCCAGGACGCUCCCGCUGCAUUGUACCACUCAUGAACAUGGCCGAGUUCUCAGACGCGUUCGGAUGUGCACCACAAGCUCCCAUGAACCCUCCUAAAAAGUGUACCUUUUGGUAG